AAUGCAUUCUCAGAACUUUUGAGCUUGUGUCUGGGCUCAAGAUAAAUUUCUCGAAGAGUCAAUUGAUAAGCAUUAACGUGGAAGAUGAGUGGGCACUCAGAAUGUCAUAUUUGCUAAAUUGCCAAAUUGGGGAUAUGCCUUUUAAAUACCUGGGAAUGCUGGUUGGGGGGAAUCACAUGAGGCUGUCUUUUUGGCAAACUUUGGUGGACUCCAUGAAGAAGAAGCUAUUGAGUUGGAAAGGGAAAUGGUUAUCGUUUGGAGGUAGAAUAACACUUCUAAACUCUGUUCUUACGUCAUUGCCAGUUUUCUUAUUGUCUGUUUUCCUCGCACCAAAAAGUGUUGUGAGAACUAUGGAAAAAAUCAGGAGGGAUUUUUUAUGGGGUGGGUGUGAAGAAAGUAGGAAAGUGCAUUGGGUCAGUUGGGAGAUGGUUUGUAAAGAUAGACACGAGGGGGGACUGGGAGUUAAGAGUAUUAGGACCUUUAAUCUUUCUUUGCUCGGUAAAUGGUGGGGAAAGCUUGCUAAAGGAGAGGUGGGGUUGUGGAGUAGGUUAAUUAAGGAAAAAUAUGGUGUUGGGAAUGAGAAUUGGAUGUCAUGGGUAAAGGAUGGUAGAGGGGAGGGCUCUAGCUGGUGGAAGGAUGUUUGUAGGAUAGAUGUAUUGGGAGAAAAUAGAAAUGGGUGGUUAUCAAAUGGUUUCGAGAUUAUAUUAGGAGAUGGAGAAGAAGUAAGUUUUUGGUGGGAUUCAUGGUGUGAGGAGGGGGUCCUAGCUCAUAGAUUUCCAAGGCUUUAUAUGCUUUCUGCAGGUAUGGACUAUAAAAUAAAGCAAAUGGGAGUUUGGAUUGAGGACAAAUGGAGCUGGACGUUACCUUGGAGGCGUUUGUUGCUAGACAGAGAAUCCCAAGCAGUAGAGGAAUUAAAAAAGGUGCUGGAAUCAACUAAGCUAUAUCAAGGACGAAAAGAUAAGUGGGUUUGGAAAUUUAGCAUGGAUGGUUGCUACACAACAAGAUCAUGUUAUUCCAAUCUUACUGUCACACAAAUGAAGAGCCAUAAGUAUGUCUUUGGAAGAGUAUGGAAUCCAAAUGCCCCUACAAAGGUGUGUGGUUUCAAUUGGCAACUUCUUUUAAAUAGAGUGCCCACUAAAACUAAUUUAUUCAAGAGAGGCAUUAUCAAGGAUCCUGCAGAAGUGAUGUGCUGCCUUUGCCAGGAACAUGUGGAAGAUUGUGAUCAUCUAUUCAUUACUUGUAAAGUCACUGUUGAAAUCUGGAAUAGAUGCUUCAAUUGUGUCCAAACGGAUGAGGAUUGGUUGGGAGAUGGUGUGGUUAGCUCUGGUAUGGACUAUAUGGCUCACUCGAAAUGAGAUUUUGUUCAACAAUAAAAUGGUGGAUACAAA
Messenger RNA from Rubroshorea leprosula, 1388 nucleotides. Lineage: Eukaryota; Viridiplantae; Streptophyta; Magnoliopsida; Malvales; Dipterocarpaceae. The record is from the annotation of a GenBank genome assembly.